This is a messenger RNA of Sorghum bicolor (sorghum), 1543 nucleotides long. RefSeq names its product fibroin heavy chain. Bases 46 to 1335 code for a protein of 429 amino acids. The transcript is spliced from 2 exons. NCBI's taxonomy places the organism in Eukaryota, Viridiplantae, Streptophyta, Magnoliopsida, Poales, Poaceae. The record is from RefSeq and is a predicted model, not a curated record.
CCAGCCAUCACAAGCACAAGCUUGAUCAGUGAUCACUGACCAGCAAUGGCGACCAACAGAGCUCUUGCUCCUCUCACUGUUCUUGUUACUGUGCUGCUAAUCUCAGUAGGCGUUGCCAAGGCCAGGCCAGUGAGGAGCAACCUGGGCCUGGGCAUUGGUGCCGGUGGAGGCCUCAGCAUUGGGCUUGAUCUUGGGCUGGGUCCCUCAACAUCUGGUUGUGGAUCGGGCACAUCAUCGUGCUCGGGCUCAGGGUCUAGUUUGGGCUCCGGGUCUGUGGGCUUAGGCACGUCAAUCAAUGUCGGUGUCGGUGUCGGAGUUGGUGCAAAUGGUGGGUCAGAUUGUAACACCGGCUCUAGCUCUGGUUCCAGCACGGGCUUGGGCUCUGGGUCGAAUGGAGGAUCGUACCAUCCACGUGGACGUGGGUCUUCUGGUGUUGGUAUGGGUUCGGGCUCAGGAAUUGGGUUUGGUGGGUCAACUGGGUUCGGUGGCGGGCCUAAUGUUGGGCCAAGCGGUGGGUGUUCGAGCUGUGGGCCAGGGUCUAGGCCCGGUUCAGGACCAGUUGGUGGCUCCUACUCGGGAUCAUCGGCGAACUCUGGCUCUGGUUCUGGCGUGAGCACAGGCUCAGGCUUCGGUGGUUCUGGCUCUGGCUCUACUGCCGGAUCAGGCUCGUCAUCUGGCUCUGCCGGGAUGUCCUACGGCUCCUCAGGUUCGGGUUCAUCUGGUGGAGCGAGCAGCAGCUCUGGCUCCGAGUCGAGUGCAAACUCAGGCGCUGGCUCGAGCUCCGGCUCAUUCAGCGCAUCGGGAAGUGGAUCCGUCGCUGGCUCUGGUUCUGAGUCGAGUUCGUGGUCUGGCUCCAGCGCCGGCUCGUCCGGCAACGCAGCAGAAGCAGCAGGCGCAGGAUCAUCGGCCGCGGCGGGCUCGAGCUCGGAAUCUGGCGCGACCGCCGCCGGCUCAAGCUCGAACUCGGGCGCAUGGUCCAGCUCAAACUCUGGGGCUAGCUCAACCACACUGUCCGGCUCAUCAGGACCCGACGCCGCUGGUGGUGCUAGCUCCAACGCCGGCUCGAGCUCAAGCUCCUGGUCCGGCUCUAACUCUGGCUCCUUCUCUGGAGCCGGGUCACGGUCAUCUAGCUGGUCUAGCUCUAGCUCGUCGUCCGGCUCAGCGUCCAACUCAGGCAGUUUUGGGUUUGGUGGUCAGGGUUUAGGCGGAGGCCAAGGGUAUGGAGCCCGGCCGGGGUUCGGGAUCGGCGGCGGCGGAGGGCUCGGAGCAGGAUUCGGGUUCGGAGCUGGAGCUGGAGCCGGCGGUGGAAACGCCGGUUGGAAGAAGCAGCAUUAGGUCCAAGUGUGAGUUUCAGAAUGCAACAAUGCCCCAAGUCUUGUGUGCUCAUAUUUGUGUACUUUUGUUCAGGGACAGGUUAAUUAAGCUCCUGAAAAUAAACUCUCCUGUAAUCGCCGCCGUCUUGCUUCAAUCGUUCUCGUAACCAAAUCUUGAAGCGUCUUGCUCCGUGAUGAAUGAAUGGAAAAUGUCCUUCUGUUGUUUGUGA